Messenger RNA from Fusarium vanettenii 77-13-4, 1800 nucleotides. RefSeq lists its product as uncharacterized. Gene Ontology annotation, biological process: regulation of DNA-templated transcription. The record is from RefSeq and is a predicted model, not a curated record. The transcript has 3 exons. NCBI's taxonomy places the organism in Eukaryota, Fungi, Ascomycota, Sordariomycetes, Hypocreales, Nectriaceae. Bases 1 to 1800 code for a protein of 599 amino acids. Gene Ontology annotation, molecular function: zinc ion binding; DNA-binding transcription factor activity, RNA polymerase II-specific.
AUGAUCACCAAUAGCCCCCUCUUCGAUACAACUUAUAUUCCUCUCGGCCAACGCCGAGGCAUCACAGACCUGGCGCAAAUAGCUUUGGAUCUGACCUGGGCACCCGAGAGAGCAGAGCAGGAAGCCAUUGCUCGGUCUCGGGCAUAUCCCUCUCCGCCCAUGUCAGGAUCUCCGCCCCUCCCCCCGAAGCCGCCCCAAGAAGCUGGUGAUCGUGGCCAAAUACCUGUUGGCUAUUCAAAUCCCAAUCGUCAGGAUGCUUAUCGAGGUAACCUGCCUCAACAACCUCCAAUUGAUCGCCCAGGACCAAUCAACAUGCAGCCCACGCUUCCAAGGUUGUUCCAGCAAGAAGCUCCCGACGCUUCCGUAUACUCAUAUCGCAGGCCGGAGGAAACGGCACCACGGCCUGUAUCCUAUGCUCAACCAGGCGCUCCGUCCAUGUCCCAACCGCCAAGCUACAUCCCCCCUGGAGGGCCUGGAGGGCCUGCGCCUUAUCCUCCAUCUGCCCGGCCAACGGGCGCCGAGAACCAGGCAAUGACUUCUCCCAAAUCGCAGAGGAAAACCAAGGGCCAUGUGGCUUCUGCGUGUGUUCCCUGCAAACGAGCCCAUCUUCGAAUAGCGCAACGGCCAUGCUCGAGAUGUGUGACGAAUGGAAAGGAAGAAUCAUGCGUGGAUGUUCAACAUAAGAAAAGGGGUCGACCACGGUUAAGGGACGAUCGAGAUACUCGUUAUGAUCCGUCCAGGUUUCCGCACCCUCAGGAUGCCGCAGCAAGACGACCACUAAGCAUAUACCCUUCGGGUAUGCCAGUAGGCCCUGGGUAUGCUGAACACAUGGCUCCUAGGUACCUCGAACGAACACCGAACACCGACCCUACCCAUUACCCAGCACCUUUGCCGACUGCAGCCAGAGGUGGAGAGCCUGUGGCCUUCUUAAACAUGAAGAUGGACUUUGCGAAGACAUCGCCGACUUUUGCUGAGGCUGUUGGACACCCUGCUCUUCAGGGACAGAACUUGAGUGAUGUUGUUGCUCCAUCAGAUAGGGAUAGGGUAUUGUCGAUUCGAAGUCAACUCAUCGAAGAACAGACGAGAAAGGAACCGAAUUACCUCCCUCCCAUACUCGCUCGGCUCGACCACAUCAUCCAGGGACUUGGAUUUGGGGCGGAGGAAAUCGGGCGGUUCCAGCUUGACCGCCAAGAAUACCUGGUAUUCAGAGGUGCUGAUGGCCAGCCGAGGCAAUUUCCUAUCCGUCUCGGCCUGGCGAAAGAGGGAUCCAUCUAUUUCGUGGUCAUGAUACUCAGCUUUAGAUAUCCCUUGCCGCCUUCGCCUGUCUCUCGAGAGGUGGCACAUGCCUAUGGUUCUCAACCGCCGACUCCUCAGGCUGCCUAUAGUCAGCGAAUACCGCCGCCAGCGUCAGUGCCAGUGCCGCCACCCUUUGACCCAACUCGAAGCCGAUUCAACGACAUGCCCUUGGUAUCUCGACCAGCUCCUGGGCCUUCAACGCAGCUGCCGGCAAAUCUGUCUCCUCGCAUUGCUGUCGGUGCUGGAGCGACGUCGUAUGCGGCAUCACCUAGCCGUACCGAAUAUGCAGGCCCACCGUCAUAUCAUGUUCCUCGAAGCGAACUGCCUCCUCCGAGCGGACCACGUCCUCAAGCGUCGUUUCAGCUUCCGCCGAUCCGAGCUCAGCCAGAUCAGCCUGGGGCACGCCCAUCGGGGGAGCAAUCAUGGCCUCGGGGGGAGCGGCCGAAUCGAGUUGAUAUUGGAGGCCUGAUCGAUAAGCCUGAUGCUCCAGGACGACCGCGGUAG